GAGCAGAGCCACACAGCGGUUGCUCAGCCCACUUAAAGUCUCUUUGAUUUACUCUGAGAACCACUGCUCCCAUCAGUGUGGCAGAAAGAUGCGGCUUCCACAAUCUUUUUUUGUGCUUUUUAUUCUUAUGACGAGUCUUCUCCUGGUGAAUGGAUUCAAACCAGUGACAAAGAAGAAGUCUCACAGGCCCUACUGCCUUCACCGCAGAUGCAGGCCACUCCAUUCUCGAGUGCCCUUCCCUUGAGGAUGUUAUUAUUUCUCCCUGGCCUCCAAACACGGACUUCACUAGAUAACCAAAAAGAGUCUGCCAGCAGAAGAAGAGGGCACAAGGGGAGACACCAACCCACCUACCCAUGAAGACUUCAUUGUUGCAGGACUGCGAUUUCUUAGAAAUACUGCACUAAAAGGAAUUGUUUGGAAACACUCGGAUUCUCUUCUUUCUGGUUUCUCAUUAGAUUAUAAAUUUACAAAAUGAUUCCAGUAGAGGCACAAUUAUUUUUCUGCAUAAGAAAAAGUUCUUAUUUCUGUUUUCUAUAUAUCAUUAUAGCUGUAUGCUUCUUUAAUAGCUAAGAAAUAUCUAAUAAUAAAAAUGCAAAAGAUGUAAAAUUUUCUUUCAUAUUCCUGUUAUUUUCUAAAUGUAUUAAAAUGUCUUCAUCUCUGUUUAAGUGAUUCCAGCCAAAUCUGAAGCUGCUUGCAUUGUGACUGUACAGUAUAUGACAAAAAUUGGUUCAUGGACUGUUUAUACCAGAUUUAUAUGUUAUGCAUUAAUGUUUUCAACUGUGAAAUUUUUGUUUUGUAAUAUUUGUCUAAAGUAGUAAAUAAAAAUAUGAAAGUUA
Molecule: messenger RNA, 836 nt
Organism: Echinops telfairi (small Madagascar hedgehog)
Lineage: Eukaryota; Metazoa; Chordata; Mammalia; Afrosoricida; Tenrecidae
Gene: APELA
Product: apelin receptor early endogenous ligand
Exons: 3
Coding region: 89-244 (51 amino acids)
Biological process (GO): heart development; apelin receptor signaling pathway
Molecular function (GO): apelin receptor binding
Source: RefSeq, a predicted model, not a curated record